This is a messenger RNA of Cucumis melo (muskmelon), 1359 nucleotides long. Its product is annotated as 1-aminocyclopropane-1-carboxylate synthase 9. The record is from RefSeq and is a predicted model, not a curated record. Bases 1 to 1359 code for a protein of 452 amino acids. Gene Ontology annotation, molecular function: 1-aminocyclopropane-1-carboxylate synthase activity; transaminase activity; pyridoxal phosphate binding. Gene Ontology annotation, biological process: amino acid metabolic process; biosynthetic process. Lineage: Eukaryota; Viridiplantae; Streptophyta; Magnoliopsida; Cucurbitales; Cucurbitaceae. The transcript has 5 exons.
AUGGCAAUGUUGUCUACUAAAGCUGGCCAUGAUUCUCAUGGACAAAAUUCUUCCUACUUCUUUGGAUGGCAAGAGUACGAGAAGAACCCUUAUCACCCUACUCAAAACCCCUCCGGGAUUAUCCAAAUGGGUCUUGCCGAAAACAGGGUAUGUUAUGACUUCUUGGAUGAGUGGAUGGAGAACAAUCCAGAUGCUUUAGGAUUGAGAAAAAAUGGAGUGUCUUUGUUUAGAGAAUUGGCUCUAUUUCAAGACUACCAUGGCUUGCCGGCUUUUAAAAAGGCGUUGGUUGAAUCAAUGGAAGAAAUACGAGGAAACAAAAUGAAAUUUGAGAUGAACAAACUGGUGCUAACCGCUGGUGCAACUGCUGCCAAUGAAAUCCUCAUAUCUUGUCUUGCCGAUCCCGGUGAAGCGUUCCUCGUUCCCACUCCUUACUAUCCAGGGUUUGACAGGGACUUAAAAUGGCGUACAGAAGUUCAAAUAAUUCCAAUCCAUUGUUCGAGUUCAAACAGCUUCCGAAUCACAGAAGCGGCGAUGGAGGAAGCCAUGGAGCAAGCCCAAACAUUGAAUUUACGAGUCAAAGGGAUUAUGAUUACGAACCCAUCCAACCCAUUAGGCACCACAUUGAGCCAGAAAGAGAUUGACUCGGUGGUGGAUUUCGCUAUAGCCAAUGCAAUCCACAUCGUGAGCGAUGAGAUAUAUUCCGCCACAGUUUUUGAGCACCCAAAGUUUCGAACUGUCAUGGACCCGAACCUACAAAAAUUCCCAAUUUGGGACCGAAUCCACUUGGUGUACAGCUUGUCCAAAGAUCUGGGCCUACCCGGGUUCCGCGUGGGCAUGAUUUAUUCAAACGACCUAGCAGUAGUGGAUGCGGCUACCAAAAUGUCUAGCUUUUGUUUAGUUUCUUCUCAAACACAGUAUUUUGUGUCGCAAAUUGUAGGGGAUGAAAAAUUUCGAGGCAAUUAUAUGCAGGAAAUGAAGCGGAGGAUUCGAAAGAGGAGAUUGAUGUUGGAGUCGAGUCUCCGACAGGGCGGUGUUAGAUGUUUGAAAGGGAAUGCAGGGUUGUUUUGUUGGGUGGAUAUGAGGCAUCUUUUGAAGUACCCGAGUUUCGAAGAGGAAAUGGAGAUUUGGAAGACGAUUUUGUAUGAGGUUGGGAUUAAUAUCUCUCCCGGUUCGUCUUUUCAUUGCUCUGAACCCGGUUGGUUUAGAAUGUGCUUUGCCAAUAUGGAGGAACACACUUUCAAGGUGGCCAUGCAUCGUCUUAAGACCUUUCUCAACUCUACCUCAUCUCAGAGGAAGAUAUUGAAGACGGUGAACGAUCAAAUUCAGAGUAGGGUUUGUUUCUCAAGGCGGUGGCGGUAA